Molecule: messenger RNA, 1598 nt
Organism: Pezoporus occidentalis (night parrot)
Lineage: Eukaryota; Metazoa; Chordata; Aves; Psittaciformes; Psittacidae
Product: ubiquitin-conjugating enzyme E2 E2
Exons: 6
Coding region: 307-912 (201 amino acids)
Biological process (GO): protein K48-linked ubiquitination; ISG15-protein conjugation
Cellular component (GO): nucleus
Molecular function (GO): ubiquitin conjugating enzyme activity; ISG15 transferase activity
Source: RefSeq, a predicted model, not a curated record
GCGGCGACGACGGGGACGGGGACGCGCGCGUCAGCGGCUUCACUUCUGUCCGGGCAGCGGGGGCUGGAGGUAGUCAGUCAGCGGCUGCCGCUGCUGCUGCGAGGGAGGCGCGGAGGGAGGAAGAAGAGGGCGAGGAGCGCGGGGGAGCGGGUUCAUGACUCAGUGAGCGGCUGCGGCCCCUUUCCAGCCCCGCGCCCGGCCGGAGUCGGGGCGACCCCCGUCGGAUCGUCCCGCAGCCUGUGUCCGGCACCAGCGAGAGAGACGGAGAGACAGAGACCUGCGCUCGCCUGCAGUGCAGCAUCUGCCAUGUCUACGGAGGGGCAGAGAGUUGACGAUAGUCCAAGCACUAGUGGAGGCAGCUCUGAUGGAGAUCAGCGUGAAGGCGUUCAGCAGGAACAAGAAAGGGAGCAGGUUCAACCCAAGAAAAAAGAGGGGAAAAUAUCAAGCAAAACAGCUGCUAAACUGUCAACUAGUGCUAAAAGGAUUCAGAAAGAACUUGCAGAAAUUACAUUAGACCCUCCUCCAAACUGUAGUGCUGGACCCAAAGGAGACAACAUUUAUGAAUGGAGGUCAACUAUACUGGGGCCUCCAGGGUCUGUAUAUGAAGGUGGAGUUUUCUUCCUUGACAUUACCUUUUCACCGGACUAUCCUUUUAAACCACCGAAGGUAACGUUUCGGACAAGAAUCUACCACUGUAACAUUAACAGCCAAGGCGUCAUCUGCUUGGAUAUUUUAAAAGACAACUGGAGUCCAGCGUUAACCAUUUCUAAAGUCCUCCUCUCCAUCUGCUCCCUCCUCACAGACUGCAACCCAGCUGACCCCCUGGUUGGAAGUAUUGCCACUCAGUAUAUGACUAACAGAGCAGAACACGACAGAAUGGCCAGACAGUGGACCAAGCGAUAUGCCACAUAGGAACCUACUCUAGGAUUUGCUGGACCUGUGCAAGCACAUUCACUAAGUGCAUCAAUAGCCCUUCCCUUCAUUUUUAUUUUUUAUUAAAUUUUGAACCAUUUUGUGACAAAAGGUUGUCCUUACUUUCUUUUUUUGUUUUAUUUUAUUUGUUUGGUUUGGUUUUUUUUUUUUGUUCUGUUAACUUGAAAGUUGUUUCCCUCAAAUGUAGACAGGGAAUUUUCGUUAUCAGUGCAAAGAAUGUUGGAUCUGUAAUAGUAUAGAGCUUUGUCACAAAGCUUUGUAUUAAUGUGUGGGUUUUGGUUGUUUUUUGGUUUUUUCUUUCAUGUGGUUUUGGGGAAAACGAAUUCAGAAUUAUAUCUCAUUUCUACUUAAAUGUAGUGUUUAGGGUUAUUUUUUUGUACUGAAGUCUAAUGGUGGGUGCAUGCUACUGGGAACAAGUUUUGUAUAAAAGCUUAAAAUCAAGAAUCACUGUGCAUUACUAAGACUGUGUUUAUCACUAGCCUUCUGUUUCCCACGCAAAAGGCUACUGCAUUGAACAAAUUAAUAUGUAUUUUGAUUUACUUAAAAAAAAAAGAAAAAAAAGUGCUUGUAAAUUUCUUAGGGACCUGCCACUUCUGACUGUGGAUCAGUUGAUGUACACUUGUAUUAUUAAAACACUCAAUAAAACACUGUGGCUGAUAAAUGCA